This is a messenger RNA of Hypomesus transpacificus, 1831 nucleotides long. Its product is annotated as serine/threonine-protein phosphatase 2A 55 kDa regulatory subunit B beta isoform-like. The transcript is spliced from 6 exons. Gene Ontology annotation, biological process: peptidyl-serine dephosphorylation. The record is from RefSeq and is a predicted model, not a curated record. The coding region runs from base 19 to 885 and encodes 288 amino acids. Gene Ontology annotation, cellular component: protein phosphatase type 2A complex; cytosol. Gene Ontology annotation, molecular function: protein phosphatase regulator activity; protein binding. NCBI's taxonomy places the organism in Eukaryota, Metazoa, Chordata, Actinopteri, Osmeriformes, Osmeridae.
GUGCCUGUGCUGCAGCCCAUGGACCUGAUGGUGGAGGCCACGGCCAGGCGUGUGUUCAGCAACGCCCACACCUACCACAUCAACUCCAUCUCCGUCAACUCCGACCUGCAGACCUUCAUCUCCACGGACGACCUCCGAGUCAACCUCUGGAACUUGGAGAUCACGGACCGCAGCUUCAACAUUGUGGACAUCAAGCCAGCCAACAUGGAGGAGCUGACGGAGGUGAUCACCUCAGCAGAGUUCCACCCGCAGCAGUGUAACACCCUGGCCUACAGCAGCAGCAAGGGCUCCAUCCGCCUCUGUGACAUGAGGGAGGCCGCACUCUGCGACAAACACUCCAAGUACUUUGAGGAGCCCGAGGAUCCAUCCACUCGUUCCUUCUUCUCAGAGAUCAUCUCCUCGGUCUCUGACGUCAAGUUCAGCCACAGCGGACGCUACCUGCUGACCAGAGACUAUCUCACCGCCAAGGUGUGGGACCUGCAGAUGGAGAACAAACCCCUGGAGACCUACCAGGUCCAUGACUACCUGAGGGGCAAGCUGUGCUCUCUGUAUGAGAACGACUGCAUAUUCGACAAGUUUGAGUGUGUCUGGAACGGCUCAGACAGUGUGAUCAUGACCGGUUCCUACAACAACUUCUUCCGGAUGUUCGACCGGAACACCAAGCGGGACGUGACCCUGGAGGCUUCCAGAGAGAACAGCAAACCCAGGGCCAUCCUCAAACCCCGCAAGGUGUGUGUGGGCGGGAAGCGUCGUAAGGACGAGAUCAGCGUGGACAGCCUGGACUUCAGCAAGAAGAUCCUGCACACCACCUGGCACCCCACGGAGAACAUCAUCGCCGUGGCAGCAACCAACAACCUCUACAUCUUCCAGGACAAGGUCAACUAGAGGUCAACCCCGGGCCUCACAACCCCUGACCCCAACGCAUGAGGGGCGGGAGAUGGAGGAUGGAGGAAGGAAUGGAGGGAUGGAGGAGGAGGAAGAGAGCUGUAUCCCCUGUAUGUACAGUGUGUUGUGUCCUGGGUGAGAUCCUGGUGUCUGGUAAGACUGCUGACCUGCUGUUCCACAGCUCUGCGGGGGGGCACAGUUUUUCGAGACGAGGAAUUUUGGCAAGGCACAGAAAAUUGAGAGUUCAGACUCUCAAAUCCAGAAAUUCUGGAAUGUGGUCGAUCGGGAGACGGAAUACACUUGAGUGAAAGAGGCUUCUGGACUAGAUGGAAAACGAGACGUCUUCUGCACAAACCACUCCGCCUCCCCGAUACAAAUUCGUAUUUAUUUUCUUUUGUCAUGCGACGCUGUGAAGAAUGUGGGGGCUGCAUAUUCAUACUGACAGGCAGGAGAAUUCUGGACCCAUGGACUAAGAAGUAGCAAUCCUCGAACACCUUUGUCUGUGGAUAAACACGGGAUAUGGGGACAUUAAGCAUAGAGCACACAGUUCAAUUCUGCCUGCCCUGGAGGAAGUGUGUGACGUAGCAACGUCUCCCUGUUUACCCCGCCUACCCACCAGUCUAUUGGCUGGAACAGGACCGUUGUCACGGUGUCGUGUCUGGACAGGAAGAGACUGUUCCAUUCCGACCCCUGACCCUUCUCAAUAGCACCGGAGUUGAGAGGGGGAUUGUUUCUGCCUGCUGUGAACCAGCCUGGUGAAGGUUGAUCUCUCUCUCUUUUUUUUCAUGUUCCGUGUCUCCAGUAGGGGGCAUCAAGUCAAUGUGAACGAGGCCUUCGUAGGCUUGGUACGAUGGUUUUAUUUAAAAUGCUGUAAUUGUUUUCCUUUUUUGUUCUUCUCUUUAGUCGAUGAUGAUUCUGUUUUAGAAGCUGUGGUGCCUUCUUUUGG